Messenger RNA from Theileria parva strain Muguga, 539 nucleotides. RefSeq names its product putative integral membrane protein. The record is from RefSeq and is a predicted model, not a curated record. The transcript has 2 exons. NCBI's taxonomy places the organism in Eukaryota, Apicomplexa, Aconoidasida, Piroplasmida, Theileriidae. The coding region runs from base 170 to 460 and encodes 96 amino acids.
UUUACUUUUUUCACCCUUUGCGGCUGAUUUUUUUACCUUUUUAACCAUAAAAUCAUAUGCAUAUAACUAUAAUACAGUGAUAGAUAAUAAUUAUUUGCGUUCGGGUUAAAUUAUAUUGUGUGGUACAAAGUACCAAUUGAUAAUUUUAAAACAGUUUUAAUACCAAUUUAUGCCCAAAUUUGUAAACAAGUCUUAUAGGAAUUUUAUUAGUCUAAUCUCGCUUAUUGGUUUAACCUGUGUCUUCAUCAAAUAUCGCAUUAAUAUGACAAGGAAGGAUGCCAUCGAACGAUUUGCAGCAAUGGAAGGCGGGAAGAACUUUACUAUUGAUUCACUUAGUUUUGCUCCCAAAGUUGAAUAUUCUGACUCUAAAGAUUUGAACUCCAAGGCCAAAGCGCUUUUAAACAACUAUAUUAAAGCUGACAGACUUUUACACCUUACUAGAAAGUCUAAAAAAGACUAAAAAUCCCAGUUCUAACCUCCUCUGACACCUAACUCAGUAAUAUAUUAUUACUAACCAUUAAUGUUAUAUUACCGAGUAA